Eupeodes corollae is the source of this 4992-nucleotide messenger RNA. Its product is annotated as axoneme-associated protein mst101(2)-like. The coding region runs from base 1 to 4992 and encodes 1663 amino acids. The record is from RefSeq and is a predicted model, not a curated record. The transcript is spliced from 11 exons. Lineage: Eukaryota; Metazoa; Arthropoda; Insecta; Diptera; Syrphidae.
AUGGUUAAGGAGAAGAAAGCGGGGGUAUCGAAAGAUACCUCUGCCAACACGUCAGGCGAUGUUACGGUGGUGCCAGUAACAGUACCACAAACAACAGCAACAACAUCUGGUCAAACAUCAGACCACUGGAUAGAAGCAGCAGCAACUAUCAAAAAAAGAAAAAUGAAGAAGCAUAGCCCAAACAAAGUGGAGAGGGCCAACUCUGCUAAGCGGCGGGACAUGCGGAAACAAAUGGAGGGUGGUAAAGGAGGAGUUACCACCGAGAGCGAGUUUUCAGACUACGCAGAGUCUGAAAAAACUGAAUACGUGUCCGAAGGUGGAGAGGGUUGGGAAGAGAAGCAAAUGGUUAAGGAGAAGAAAGCGGGGGUAUCGAAAGAUACCUCUGCCAACACAUCGUUCGAUGUUGCGGUGGUGCCAGCAGCGGUACCGCAAGCAACUGCAACAACAUCAGGUCAGGCAUCUGACCAAUGGAUGGAAACAACAACCAACAAAAAAAGAAAAAUCAAAAAACAUAGCCCAAAUAAAGUGGAGAGGGCCAACUCUGCUAAGCGGCGGGACAUGCGGAAGGAAAUGAAGAGUGGUAAAGGAGGAAUUACCACCGAGAGUGAGUUUUCCGACUACGCCGAUUGGGAAGAGAAGCAAAUGGUUAAGGAGAAGAAAGCGGGGGUAUCGAAAGAUACCUCUGCCAACACAUCGUUCGAUGUUGCGGUGGUGCCAGCAGCGGUACCGCAAGCAACUGCAACAACAUCAGGUCAGGCAACUGACCAAUGGAUGAAAAUAACAACCAACAAAAAAAGAAAAAUCAAAAAACAUAGCCCAAAUAAAGUGGAGAGGGCCAACUCUGCUAAGCGGCGGGAUAUGAGGAGAGAAAUGGAAGGUGGUAAGGGAGGAAUUACCACCGAGAGUGAGUUCUCAGACUACGCCGAGUCUGAGAAAACAGAGUAUGUUUCCGAAGGUGGAGAGGGGCUCUUCAGGUCUCCGAAUAUGCAUUUAAUCAUAUCGGAGCCAGAGCCAGUCCCGCCGACAACGAAGGCUUUGGAGGUAGAGGCGGACCUCCAAGAGGAGACAACGCUUGUAAAGGCCCUGCAAGCCAAACAAGCACAAAUAAGCCAAUUCGAGGAAAACCUCAGAAAGCUCAAGGAGGAAAUGGAGCCCCUCCUCAGCCAGUUAAAAUUAAAACAAGAGGCGCGCCGACAACAAGAGGCAGCUCAACGCCGAGUUGAGGUGGCGUCCGAAGACGGAUCCAGAGGUCGUGGGUUCGAAUCCCGUGCGGAGUGCACGAAAAACAUUCUUGCUUUUUUCCACAAUCGAGAAAUUGUGGACUUCAUUGAUUGGGAAGAAAAGCUGAUGGAGAAGGAGAGGAAAGCAGGGGUAUCGAAAGAUACCUCUGCCAACACAUCGGGCGAUGUUGCAGUGGUGCCAGCAGCGGUACCGCAAGCAACCGCAAUAACAUCAGGUCAGGCAUCUGACCAAUGGAUAAAGGCAACAACCAACAAAAAAAGAAAAAUCAAGAAGCAUAGCCCAAAUAAAGUGGAGAGGGCCAACUCCGCUAAACGGCGGGAUAUGAGGAAAGAGAUGGAGGGUGGUAAAGGAGGAAUUACCACCGAAAGUGAGUUCUCAGACUACGCCGAGUCUGAGAAAACAGAGUAUGUUUCCGAAGGUGGAGAGGGGCUCUUCAGGUCUCCGAAUAUGCAUUUAAUCAUAUCGGAGCCAGAGCCAGUCCCGCCGACAACGAAGGCUUUGGAGGUAGAGGCGGACCUCCAAGAGGAGACAACGCUUGUAAAGGCCCUGCAAGCCAAACAAGCACAAAUAAGCCAAUUCGAGGAAAACCUCAGAAAGCUCAAGGAGGAAAUGGAGCCCCUCCUCAGCCAGUUAAAAUUAAAACAAGAGGCGCGCCGACAACAAGAGGCAGCUCAACGAGAAAUUGUCGAUUUUAUCUGUUGGGAAGAAAAGGAGAUGGAGAAGGAGAAAAGGGCAGGGGUAUCGAAAGAUACCUCUGCAAACAUAUCAGGCGAUGUUGCGGUGGUGCCAGCAGCGGUACCAAAAACAACCGCAACAACAUCAGGUCAGGCAUCUGACCAGUGGAUGAAGGCCACAAACAACAAAAAAAGAAAGAUAAAGAAGCAUAGCCCAAACAAAGUGGAGAGGGCCAACUCUGCUAAGCGGCGGGACAUGCGGAAGGAAAUGGAGAGUGGUAAAGGAGGAAUUACCACCGAGAGUGAGUUUUCCGACUACGCCGAGUCGGAUAAAAUUGAAUACGUAUCCGAAGGUGAAGCCAAUGUGGUGCCAUCAGCGGUACACAAAUUCACCGCAACAUCAUCAGGCCACCAGUCUGAUAGUCCAUUGACAACAACAAACGUAAAGAGGAAACUUAAGCCUAACCUGGUGGAAAGGAACAAUGCUGCUAAGCGCGGAGCGAUGCGCCAGGGCGUGCAGCAAAAAAAACAAAAAGAGAUGACGUCACAAAGCGAGUCGUCAGACGGUGACAUCGACUACGUCUCCGAAGGUGGAGAGGGGCACUAUAGGUCGCCUAAAAAUAAAAAUAGGUUCGCAAGCCUAGCGCCGCCAGAGCAGCCUAAAGAAAUGGAGAUGGAGGUGCCUGAAGCCCCCAACGACAACGAAGCCGAUGAAGCGGAGCUGGCACAAGUGCUGCAGGCAAAAAAGCAGCAAAUAGAUGCCUACGAGGACCAGCUAAAAAAGCUGAAGGAGGAGAUGGAGCCCCUUCUCAGUGCACUAAGAAACAAAAUUGAAGCGCGCCGACAAAAAGAGGCAGCUGAGAAGGAGGACAAACAAGCACAACGGCUCCUACAACAACAACAGCAGCAACAGGCAAAGCAAAAAAAGCCUGAUACAAGGCAACAAAAACAACAACCACAGCAGCAACAACCAAAGCCCGCUACCAAAAUCACUGGAGCGGAGCAAAAAAUUAAGGCUUUACCAGCAGUGACAGGCUCAAUGAAGGAGGGCCCAUCUACCUCGAGUAAGGCCAAGCAGCAGCAACAACAAGAGCUACAAGCAAGGCAGCAGCAGCAGCAGAAACAAGAAAUUGUCGAUUUUAUCUGUUGGGAAGAAAAGGAGAUGGAGAAGGAGAAAAGGGCAGGGGUAUCGAAAGAUACCUCUGCAAACAUAUCAGGCGAUGUUGCGGUGGUGCCAGCAGCGGUACCAAAAACAACCGCAACAACAUCAGGUCAGGCAUCUGACCAGUGGAUGAAGGCCACAAACAACAAAAAAAGAAAGAUAAAGAAGCAUAGCCCAAACAAAGUGGAGAGGGCCAACUCUGCUAAGCGGCGGGACAUGCGGAAGGAAAUGGAGAGUGGUAAAGGAGGAAUUACCACCGAGAGUGAGUUUUCCGACUACGCCGAGUCGGAUAAAAUUGAAUACGUAUCCGAAGGUGAAGCCAAUGUGGUGCCAUCAGCGGUACACAAAUUCACCGCAACAUCAUCAGGCCACCAGUCUGAUAGUCCAUUGACAACAACAAACGUAAAGAGGAAACUUAAGCCUAACCUGGUGGAAAGGAACAAUGCUGCUAAGCGCGGAGCGAUGCGCCAGGGCGUGCAGCAAAAAAAACAAAAAGAGAUGACGUCACAAAGCGAGUCGUCAGACGGUGACAUCGACUACGUCUCCGAAGGUGGAGAGGGGCACUAUAGGUCGCCUAAAAAUAAAAAUAGGUUCGCAAGCCUAGCGCCGCCAGAGCAGCCUAAAGAAAUGGAGAUGGAGGUGCCUGAAGCCCCCAACGACAACGAAGCCGAUGAAGCGGAGCUGGCACAAGUGCUGCAGGCAAAAAAGCAGCAAAUAGAUGCCUACGAGGACCAGCUAAAAAAGCUGAAGGAGGAGAUGGAGCCCCUUCUCAGUGCACUAAGAAACAAAAUUGAAGCGCGCCGACAAAAAGAGGCAGCUGAGAAGGAGGACAAACAAGCACAACGGCUCCUACAACAACAACAGCAGCAACAGGCAAAGCAAAAAAAGCCUGAUACAAGGCAACAAAAACAACAACCACAGCAGCAACAACCAAAGCCCGCUACCAAAAUCACUGGAGCGGAGCAAAAAAUUAAGGCUUUACCAGCAGUGACAGGCUCAAUGAAGGAGGGCCCAUCUACCUCGAGUAAGGCCAAGCAGCAGCAACAACAAGAGCUACAAGCAAGGCAGCAGCAGCAGCAGAAACAUUGGGAGCAAAAAGAAAUGGAGAAGGAAAAAAGAGCAGGGGUAUCGAAAGAUACCUCUGCCAACAUAUCAGGCGAUGUUGUGAUGGUGCCAGCAGCGGUACCAAAAACAACCGCAACAACAUCAGGUCAGGCUUCUGACCAGUCAACUUCCAGAAUACAAAAAAGGAAAUUAAAAAAACAAAGCCCAAACAAGGUUAAAAGAACCAACUCGGCUAAGCGGCAGGCGAAUAAAAAAAAAAUGGAAGGGAGUGGUAAAGGGGACUUUACCACUGAAAGUGACUUCUCAGACUAUGCUGAGUCUGAGAAAACGGAAUACAUUUCCGAAGGUGGAGAGGGCCACUACAGGUCUCCGAAUAAUAGGUAUUCAAUCCUAUCGGAGCCAGAGCCAGUGCCGUCAACAAAGAAGGUGUUGGAGGGAGAGGGGGACCUCCAAGAAGAAACAGAACUGGUGGAGGCCCUGCAAGCCAAACAGGCUGCCAUCAGCCAGUUUGAGCAAAACCUCAAAAAGCUUAAGGAGGAAAUGGAGCCCCUCCUUAGACAGUUAAAGUUGAAGCAAGAGGCGCGCCGUCAAGAAGAGGCGCAACAACAACCACAAAACAAGCCCGCUUCCAAAAUCUCAGGAGCGGAGCAUUUUAAAAAGACACCGCCAGCAACAGCAGGCCCAAGUGUUGAGGGCCCAACAACCUCAACAAAAGCCAAACAACGGCUACAAGAAGAGUCAAAACAGCCGCAGCAACAACCAAUCCUGCAGCAGCAGCAACAGCAACAGUUCAGACAACUUAAGGGGCUUCAAUUGCAGUCAACAUCAUUCUUUGAACGUAAAUUUUGA